AUGCCAGUGGAGAAUAGACCUGCCAUACUAUGGAUUGGCGAUGCAGUGAAGCACAAUCCAGCUGUUUUCAAACGUCUGGAAAGUCAAUUCGAUAUCAUCAGACCCGAGCCCGAGCAACGUCAGCGUCCUGCGUUCUUGCAAGCGCUUCGAUCCAAGACUUGGGGAGAGUUCGAUGCUGUCCUUCGACCCUUCUGGGUGACUGGCGGCGAGAUGGGUCGCUGGGAUACUGAGUUGGUGCCACUGCUUCCCAAAUCCUGCAAGAUCUUUGCCAGUGCUGGAGCUGGAUAUGACUGGGCGGAUGUUGAUGUUCUGGCAGAGCAUGGCAUACUGUACUGCAAUGGUGCACAAGCAUCCUCAGAGGCAGUUGCAGAUAUGGCCAUCUUCCAUAUCUUGUCUGUCUUCCGCAACCUUACGUGGUCUCACCUCGCCGCGCGUUCUGGAGAUACUGAGCAAUGGUUGGAUGCGCAUGCCAACGCUACUAUGACCGCCCAUAAUCCACGCGACCACAUCCUUGGUAUAAUUGGACUUGGGAACAUCGGCUAUACGAUCGCCCAGAAAGCCUUUGCUGGUUUUGGAAUGAAGGUACAUUAUUACGAUGUCGUUCGCAAGUCCCGCCAGCAAGAGGAAGCCGUCAAUGCGACUUUCGUAGACAGUCUUGAAUCUCUGCUGGGUACCUCGGACUGCAUUAUUCUUGCCACUCCGUUUGGUGGAAGCAAGAUCAUCGAUGCCGAACGCCUGGCCAUGUUUAAGGAAGGAUCUAGGUUUGUCAACAUCGCACGUGGGACUCUGGUCGACGAAGAAGCUCUCGUGCAGGCUUUGAAGAGUGGUAGACUCUUCGCUGCUGGACUCGACGUUUUUGAGACCGAGCCAAGUAUCCAUGCCGAGCUUCGCGGAAUGCGUAAUGUGACUUUAACUUGCCACAACGCUGGAGGAGCCAUUGAAACGAAUUAUGGGUUCGAGAGGUUGGCUAUGGAGAACGUUGAAGCGUUGUUGCUCACUGGCAAAGCAUUGACGCCUGUGAAUGCCCAUCUAAUGAACCAUUGA
Molecule: messenger RNA, 1044 nt
Organism: Aureobasidium musti
Lineage: Eukaryota; Fungi; Ascomycota; Dothideomycetes; Dothideales; Saccotheciaceae
Source: the annotation of a GenBank genome assembly